Messenger RNA from Sabethes cyaneus, 10780 nucleotides. It is a transcript of the gene fry, whose product is annotated as protein furry. Gene Ontology annotation, biological process: cell morphogenesis; neuron projection development. Bases 102 to 10313 code for a protein of 3403 amino acids. Gene Ontology annotation, cellular component: site of polarized growth; cell cortex. The transcript has 25 exons. Lineage: Eukaryota; Metazoa; Arthropoda; Insecta; Diptera; Culicidae. The record is from RefSeq and is a predicted model, not a curated record.
CGAAAGUUUUUGUUAUCGAUCGUGUGACGCACAAAAUUUUUCAUUAAUUUUUAGUAUUUUAUCCGGGUUAAUCGGUUCGCGGCGCGUUUUCGGGAGUGAUAAUGCAGCGUUCCGUCGGCGAGGAACAGGAUUGUGGUGGUGACAACGGUGAGGACGGGUCGUCCGAUAACAAUCUCGUUCCAGCGAGCAGCUCCGUCGCCAUCGGAGGCGCUGAACCGCAGUCGGGUCCCAGCGGCGGUGAUUGCAAUGCCAACGUAGUAAAUCAGCAGAAUCUGUCACUAUCGGAGCCAGCGUCUCUGUCCGAUGGUCUACCAUCGUCGGUGGGCGGUUCUAGUGACUCUGCCAGCAUCAUUACCAAUGCUCGUGGUUCGAUUAAUUUCACCGGAACGCCGAAACUAGGUAGCAGUGACCGCAGCUCGAAAAACGGCUCGCAGCUACUGUCGUCAGCGACGACGGUAGCGACCAUCAGUAAUGGUUCCGGCUCCGGUGCUGGCGCAGGAAAUCUUGCCACGGAUGGCAGUUUUGCUGACGAGGGAGAUACAGUAACGAUAGUGGAAAAUCCUGCCGAAGUUGAGUCGGUAAAAUCUCCGAUGACCACAACCAACACAUCGGUACGAUUGGGAUUGUUGCCUUGGAAUACUCAUAAUCGAACGUCGGUCGUGCAUACCAGUGCAUCCGUCACAGUCGAUAUGAUGGCGGCUUGCGACGGAACUUUGAGGCCGGGUGAAAUCGUAAUGCGAACAUUGUUUGCUGAUUUUACGCUGCAAGCGGAGAAGAAAAUUGAGACAGUGAUGUUGGAAAGUUCUGAGAAAAAUCUGGCCAAAUUAUUGCAACGCGGAGAAGAUAAUCAGUUUGAUCAACUGCUGCAAGCGCUUGGCUCUGUGGCUGAGCACUGUUUGCCAUCGCUACUGAAUGCGUUGCUUGCUUGGCAUCGACAUCAGACCUGUGAUGGCGAUAUUAAACGUGAUUACAAACGUUUAGAGACUGAAAGACAACCCAUCGCGGCGAAGUCAAGCAAUGAUUUGGAAUGCCAGCUGCAGCGGAGAGAAGCAGCAGUUGAGUUCAUUUUCUGUUUAGCGCUGAUCGAAAUCCUUCGGCAGUUUCCCUUUCAUCCUGGUCAUGACAAUAUAGUGAAAAAUAUUGAGAAUCUCGCAUUCCGUCAGUUCAAGUACAAAGAGGGUGUUCAGGGUUCGCCGAACGCACAGUACAAUCACAUGAUUGCCGAUCUGUAUGCGGAAGUGAUUGGCGUGCUGGCGCAGAGUCGCUUUGCCUCCGUUAGAAAGCGCUUUAUGACGGAUUUGAAGGAGCUUCGCAGCAAGGAACCGACUCCACAUACCACGCACAGUAUUAUAAGCCUGCUGAUGGGGAUGAAAUUUUUCCGUGUAAAAAUGGCCCCCAUCGAGGAGUUUGAGGCAUCGUUUCAGUUUAUGCAUGAGUGUGCUCAGUACUUCCUAGAAGUUAAGGAUAAGGACAUCAAGCACGCGAUGGCCGGCCUGUUUGUGGAGAUACUAGUUCCGGUGGCCGCGGCCGUCAAAAAUGAAGUCAACGUUCCGUGUGUGAAAAAUUUCGUUGAUUUGCUGUACUCACAGACACUGGACGCGUGUACUAAAUCCAAGCACAAACUGGCACUGUUUCCGUUGGUAACGUGCCUGCUAUGUGUAUCGCAGAAAUCAUUCUUCCUUAGUAAUUGGCAUUGCUUUCUUGCCAUGUGUCUUAGCAAUUUGAAGAACAAGGAUCCUAAAAUGAGCCGAGUGGCACUGGAGUCCCUUUAUCGCCUACUUUGGGUGUACAUGAUAAGAAUCAAGUGCGAAUCGAAUUCGGCGACUCAUUCGAGGUUGCAGAGCAUUGUAAAUUCACUGUUUCCUCGAGGUUCGAAAGCGGUUGUUCCGCGGGAUACUCCGUUGAACAUUUUCGUCAAAAUUAUUCAGUUUAUCGCUCAGGAGAGGCUUGAUUUUGCCAUGCGGGAUAUCGUUUUCGAGUUGCUUUGUGUAGGGCGACCGAUAAAAAUAAUAAUGACUCCGGAACGGAUGAGUAUUGGUUUGAGAGCAUUCCUGGUGGUGGCCGAUUCUUUGCAGCAAAAAGAUGGCGAACCGCCGAUGCCAAGGACUGUUGGGGUUCUACCGUCCGGAAAUACGCUCAGAGUGAAGAAAACCUAUUUAAACAAAAUGUUGACGGAGGAUACCGCUCGCAGUAUUGGUAUGUCCAAUUAUUUUCCCCACGUUCGGAGGGUUUUCGUUGACAUUCUGAGAGCAUUGGAUAUUCAUUGUGGUAGACCUCUGAUGAUGACGAUUAAUCAAAAUCUCAACAAAGAGCCGGACGAGAUGUUGACGGGCGAGAGGAAACCCAGAAUCGAUUUGUUCCGUACGUGUGUGGCAGCUGUUCCCAGAAUAAUUCCGGAUAAUAUGACUGGGCAUGAGUUGGUCGAUAUGCUUUCCAGAUUGACGAUUCACAUGGAUGAAGAACUACGAGCGUUGGCACAUCAGUCGCUUCAAACGUUGGUUGUAGAUUUUCCCGAUUGGAGACAGGAUGUCAUUCAAGGAUUCACUCAAUUUUUGGCCAGAGAUGUAGUUGAUACAUUCCCUCAUCUGCUAGAUAACGGAAUGCGAAUGCUUUUUGCCUUUUUAACUGUGUGGAAGAAUGCGUUAAGCAACAGUGGAGCGAGUAAUAGCAACAACAAUACGCUAAAUACAAAGGUUGGAUCGAACACAGCUGCGACACAACGAGUGGUGUUCUACCAACAGGACUCCGGAUUUUCUAAAUCUCAGCCACAGCCGAGCACUCCUUCGCUCAAUGCUGCAACAAUAAAUUCGAACUCGAGCGGCAGCUCCGGAAUUUCUUCCAUUACGCAAACUACCACCAUAGCAGCGGUUGGAAGCGCGGAUACUACCGGACAUAGUUCGAUAUUAGCUUCUUCAGGCAAAAAAAGUCACGAGCAGCCUCUUGCCACUACCAUGCAUCUCGUGGAAGGCUUUGCCCUGGUGAUGCUAUGUAAUUGUCGACCGGCACCGCGGAAAUUUGCGGUUAACAUUUUGAAGGAGGUGAAAAUUUUGAUGAAAGCUCUUGGUAUUGUGGAGACCGAACCUCCGUUGAUUGAUGUCAUUGAUAGGUGCUGCCCUCAGGUGCUGGAGAAAUGUUUGCAUAUGUUGCCCCAGGCCGACCGGACUGCAAUGCUGAAUGCAAAUCUCAUCGACCUGCAGUGGAUUGUGGACCGUAACAGUGGCAUUUGGACGGUCGGCCACAUCGAGGACUCGACGAAGGCAUCAACGCUUACCUUGUGCCAUUCGCAGUCCUCCGGUCAAGCUUACGACCCGUGGAGUGUAUGCUUGUUCGGCUUUAUGGAACGUCAGCAUGUGCUGCAGUACUGCCCGUCGGCGGUAGCUCAGGCGUGGCCUAUUUGUUACCAGCGGGUGACGAGUUUGUUCAAUGUGAUUGAUCCGACGCCAGUUAGCGAUAAUCGGGCAUCGCUGCUGCGGAGCUCCGCACCGCCCAAAAAGCCACCGUCCGAAGCGCAACGAGAUUCAUUGGCGCAUUUAUGGAAAAAUCAGGUGGCACUGGCAAUGCGGCUGGUACCGCAAAUGCCCAGCGUAGCCGUACGCUGUGCCUCUCCGGAUCUCAGUCUCAGUCUGCAUGACCAGUCGGAUUCCCGCUCAUUGUCAGAUUCGCUGGACAAUAUUCCGUCAUCGGUGUUCGGACCAGAAGGAAUCGUUACUCGGUUCACUUUGCCUCUAUCCUAUGGCCGCAAAGAUGCCAGACAUAAAAGACAAGGCUCCUCGCCAGACUCACUUUCGGCGGAUCGAAGUGAUAAAUCCAGCGGCGCCACCGCUUCGCCGGUGGCACUCUACAAGCUCGUAAUCCCUUUGCUGCGCUGUGAAGUGUCCGACAUUCGGGAUUCGGCCGUCAAUGCCCUCGGGAUGAUCAACCACGAUGCUCUGAAGGACCUAAUGGAGGAGCUGGUUGUGUACAUACGGGAGGCCAUUGACCGCAAGCAGGAAAAUAUGCGUAGGCGUAGACGCCGGGACGCCCUUCGGCUGCAGCUGGUUCGAGUGCUGGAAAAGAUCGUCGAAAAUGGCACCUUCGGAAUCAGUCCUUUCGUGCUGGAACGCGACACGAUGACCCUCCAUCCGACGUUCGUCGAGUACAUCGACGGGGCGCGGCUUUAUCUGGAAGCGGACACGGAUAAAGACAACAGUAGCAUGCGUGAAGUGAAAACUCAUUUCUGUGAUUUCAUACGAAAAAUGAUUAAAAACUUUUCGCUAGAAUCCUGCUCGUCACUGCUGACGAAAGAGUUGAAGCGGAAUUUAGUUAAUUUAUUCGCUUCUUGGAGCGGCUCCUACGCGGUCCCCUUCGGCGGUAUAAGCAUGACUGCCAGUCACCAUACUGUCAGCAGCAGCACCAUUAGCAGCAUAUCGGCCGACGAGGAAAAGCUUCAGUUUAGCGCAUUACAGGCUACAUCGGCUCUUCUGUGCUGCGGUCCCUGCUUCGAGCCCAAGUACUUGGUUGAGGACGGUGUUUUAUACAACUGGCUCGAUAUGCUGAUGGCAUCAAAGGACGCAAAGAUAUACGACCUCGCCAAGGAAACGGUCGUGCUGCUACUCGAAUCCAGCCCAGAUAUUGGCCAACUGCUGGAGUGGGUUAUCGAUCGAUGCUACACGGCCUAUCCGCGUGAGGCGGACGCGUGCUUUCUCGCCCUGGCUGUCAUCUUCAGUGCGCGCGAGUAUCCGUGCGAUCACUACACAUCGGUAAUCAACGUCACUCUACUGAUGACCGGCUGUCCACGCGUUGAAGUUCACUCAACCGCACUUCAGUUGCUGCAAAUUUUGGACAAACGCUUUUUCGGCAACGUUGGCCCUCUGCAGUCGGAAAAUGAUAGAGAGCUGGACAAGGUUGGCACUUUAGAUACCGUUCUAAGUGGGGCGUACUGUCGCUCGCAGAUGUACCUCUCGAGACAGAUGGCCAGGCUGCGACCCGAGCUGACAAUGUCGAUGUUUUCCGAAAUAACACACCGCUUCCAGACCGCCCGUUCGGAAGUUCGCGCUCUGCUGUUGCAGUGUCUGCUACCCUGGCUGGAGAACGUGGAACUGGUUGCAACCAGUGUUCCGCCGGCUACGCCACUUUCCUAUAUUAUGUACUAUCCAGACUCCAGCACGCGAGGUCGACGUGAGGGUUCCGGUUCAACCGAAGCCACCGAGAUGAUUUUGAACAAUCUAUUCUACAUAACGGCGAAGUUUGCAGAUUCGCACCCGUACAUUGAGGAGCUCUGGGGAACCCUUUGUCAGUUUUGGCCCAACAAUCUGAAAGUUAUUCUACGCUAUCUGCUCAUAAUCUCCGGAAUGGCCCCCAACGAGCUGCUAGCCUACGCCAAACGAGUCGCACUCUAUCUGGCCCGGUCCUGCACCAAUCGCCUUCUGGACGAACUGAUGAGCGAGCUGCAAACGGUGGAGACGUUAAAUUGUCUAAUUGAGCGUACCGAGACCCCGCCGUUUUACCGGUUAACGAGCAUGCGGAAGGCCUCCAGCCAUUCGGACGGACCAGCCUCGGGAAACAACGACCCGAAGGUUCAGGACGUCGGCGUGGAGAAGGGCACCAUUCACACCAAACGACACAGCGGCGAAGAUCACAUCAAAUCGGGAACAUGCAAAUCGGACAGCGCACUGCGCACCUUUGCCACCGGUUAUCGACCUCCCCGCGGAAGCGACAAAAUCCGCACGGCGUCCGGACCGUGCGUGCUGCCCCGGCACGAGGACGUGCUGCUGAUGAACGAAACCGAAAUGAAUCAAGAGGACAAUUUUGCCCAGAUGCGUAACAACGAGCAACCGACGGCACCCCAUCCGCUACCGAUGCCGGAAUACGGGGGCUAUUUUGCCCCGCUGACGGAAUUUCUACCCGAUGCAACCAGUCCGAUCAGUGGCUUCCAUAGAUGCAACGUGGCCGUCAUGCUGCUGACCGACAUCGUAGUGGAUGGUAUUCCCGGAUUGGACUGGACGCUGCACGUGCCACUCAUGCUGCACAUUCUCUUUCUCGGAUUGGACCAUACCAGACCGAUCGUGCGGGACCAUUGCAAAAAGCUGCUGCUAAAUUUAUUGAUUGUCCUAGCGGAGCACAACGACCACCUGAACGUUGCCAAAAUCCUUCUGAAUAGUGACACCUCCAAGCUUCGUUUGGGGCUGACCGUUCCUUCGCUGCCUGUGAUCGAGCAUAAUUUCACCGAACCGGACCAGGAGUUCGACAGUUACCUGUUCGGGUUGAACAGUAACGUUCCGCAGACAACGUUAUCGCCGGCAUCCAAUCAGCCGAACGAGGAAACGCCGGUCCCGACGAUCGUCACCGAGGAAAAUGCCCCUCCGCUGCCGGGACCCUUGAUGCCGACGGCGCACGUAAUCAAGAGUCUGAUCAAAUUCCUCUCCCAGGACAGCGCUCAGCCACUGUGGAACUACGAGGAUAUCACUGCGAAGGUGUGGACUAUUAAGUCGGCGGAACAGUUGCAGUGCUUCCUCCGGCAUAUCGUGAAAGUGUUCUCUGACAGCUAUUCUCACGCGAGAAUUGCCGAACGGUGGGCACAGACGGCGUUGCAGUUGGGGCUAAGUUGCUCCUCGCGUCACUAUGCCGGACGUAGUUUGCAGGUGUUCCGCUCGCUCAAUGUGCCGAUCAAUUCGCGCAUGCUGAGCGAUAUUCUAUCGCGGCUGAUCGAAACCGUAGCCGAGCAGGGAGAGGAUAUGCAAGGCUACGUAACCGAGCUACUAUUAACGCUGGAAGCGGCUGUCGACAGUCUGGACUCGGACUUCAGACCGCUAGAUGUGAUGAAGGACAUAUUCAAGAGCACACCGAAUCUAAACAACAAAGAUGGCGCCAUUUCGAACGUGUACGGAAAUAAAAGGUCUAGCGAUGGUCUUCCGGGAUCUCCGCAAACAAUGAAUAAUAUGGUGACUGGUGGCCAUACCAGAAGUACUAGCUAUUCGAUAUCUUAUUGUUCUCGCAAAGCUGCCAAUUCACCGAUCGAUAAGCAGGUUGAAUUGAGAAAUCGUUCCAAUGUCUUAGAAUUGGAGCGAAAUGCAAAUAAAUUUGGAUCUUCUCUGUCGAGAUCCCGCAGCGCACAAAGCCUGAAACUUUUAGGCGAUUCUGCUACUCAAGAUGAUAAGAUGACAAUUUUGGCACAAUUAUUCUGGCUUGCAGUUUCCCUGUUGGAAAGCGAUUAUGAACAUGAGUUCUUACUGGCUCUUCGUCUGCUAACUAGAGUACUUCAUCGACUUCCCUUGGAUCGUCCGGACGCACGUGACAAAGUAGAAAAACUUCAACAACAGCUAAAGUGGUCUACAUACCCUGGCAUGCACGCCUUGCUGUUAAAAGGGUGUACACACGCAACUACGUAUGAACCGUCGAUCACUGUACUUUCGCAGCUUGCACCACUUUUGAACCUUCCGGUUUGCGAUCCGACACAAAGUUGCGCCUUCCCGAUGAACGUAAUCGCUCUUCUUCCCUAUAUGCUGCUUCAUUACGAAGACGCAAACGAAAUUUGCAUCCGAAGCGCCGAGAAUAUCGCUCACGUUUCGUCGGAGAUGGGCCUAAAGUUGGAGAAUCUCGGAACGGUAAUGACACUGUACAGCCGGAAAACGUUCAGCAAGGAAUCAUUCCAGUGGACAAAGUGUGUUGUGAAAUAUUUGUACGACACCUAUGCGCACAUGGGACUGCACAUGCUGGCAUUCUUGACGGAAGUCAUGGAGAAGGGGCCGAACCAAAUUCAGCUACAGGUGCUGAGUGUGAUUCACUGCAUGCUGCACUAUAUCGAUCUGUCGUCGGUCCAAGCCCAACCGAUAGCCGGCGAUCUGCUGAGGGUCAUCUCCAAGCAUUUGGAUAGCCCCAACUGGAAGGAAGCACUGAAAAUACUUAAACUGGUCGUUACGCGCAGUUCCAGUCUGCAAGUGGUUCCACAGAGCUCCGAAAGUAGUUCUUCCUAUGCUAACAUUCACGGUAGUUACAGUGAUUCGGAAGUAUUCUGCAAAAAAGAGCUGGCCGGCCGGACGAUGGACUUCUCAUUCGACGUAUCACAGACGCCGCUGAUAGGCCGCAAAAUUUUGCUUAAAUCGGACGGAGAAAGCAGCAUCGUUUCCGCUGCUCAGUUUUCCAAGAACGGGCUUCCAUGCGCCGGAAGUGGAGCUCACUAUGGUGGCCACGCAGGAACGCCAAACUCGCCUCGGCGUAGUGCGAGCCUUUCGCCAGCCGAUACGGCUCCGCUGAGUGGUUGGAAGCGUCCCUGGAUGUCACAGGGACGAGUUCGUGAGUGCUUGGUGAACCUUCUCACCACCUGUGGACAACGAGUCGGAUUACCCAAGAGUCCAUCGGUCAUCUUCAGUCAGUCGUCCGAUCUGCUCGAGCGCCAAUCAUCGGCAGCUUCCAGUACGGAUGAAACCUCUGGCGCCCAGCAAGAUCUCAGCGGUGGUUCCAAGCGAGACGACGGUCCACCGGACUUUGGUGUAUUCAAGGACUUUGACUUCCUCGAGUAUGAGAGUGAAAGUAUCGAAGGCGAAUCGACAGAUAACUUCAACUGGGGCGUUCGUAGGAGACCCCUUUCGGAAGGGGAUAGCGAACCACUAUCGGCGACAAAGACACACUCGAAUAUGGACGAGAGUUUAAGCGAAAAGACACCGGUAUUAAACAGACGUAGAAGACCGAACGCUGAUGAUUCCAGCGACGAGGAGGUAGAAUCGGAAUCUCCACUGGACGAAGAACAGAGACCAAUUUUCUCGAAAACGUCCUAUUUAAGUGGUCCGCCCACCAGUUUGAGCUUGCGAGAGCGAAGACAUCGAAGAGACUCUGUAUCGCGAAGCGAUACCAGUGGUUCUAGUGCUGGAGAUCUUGGAGACAUCACUCCUUGUAAUGCGUCACCUCAUUUGCCGACCAUGAUAUCGUACCGACAACCGAUUCGAGAUGAAAGUGAGGAAGCUUAUCGAAGGAAUUUGAUCGCUUUGCUAGUGAAUCAACCAUCCGGCCAUGCUCCUGAUUUGCUGAACCAAUUGUUUAAGCUGAUUAAGGAGCUAUCUCAUCGAUCGAUCUCAAUUUCGAAAGAGUGUAUGCGAUACUUCACGGGAACUGGAGUCCAAUUGGGCCAUCGUAUAUCAGUGUUGUCAGAUUUGCUUUCGUCUAGAGGAGAACCACCAAAAAUUUGGUACCAUCAAAGUUUGGUGACCACUCCGAGGUUGUUUGAAAACCUAAGAUAUGGAGUUCUUGAAGUUCAGGAACAUUUGGAGACAUUUUUCGACCGAAAGGAUACCGUUCUCGAUAGCUUAGAUAACGUCAAAACGUCCUGCAAGCUUGCUUUGUUUACGUCGGACAUUGAUUCGUCAAAUGAAGGAACCGGAUCGAAUCUGAUGACGUCGAUGUCUGUUGAUCCGGCCACAACGGAGCUGCUUAUCGAUCUCGGACGCAGUCUGUACAAGCUGAUGUUCCAACUGUUGCUGCUGAUCGAAUCCGAUCACAAGAUAGCCACCAGUGUCGUGCAGAAUUUGCGCCAGAAUGAAAAAAUGCAGGAUCUUUCCAAUCUUUACGUAUCGGUUCGGGGUGCACUGCUGCGAUGUAUCGACGAUGCCGAAAUGGAAUCGUUAGAUACUUCGACAUCGACGGAAGGAGAGAACACACCCACCCCAUCGCCCGGUUUGCCGAUGAACAAUUGCGAGUUCGAAAAUAGCCUAAUCGAACUCAUUGACAACCAGAGAUGGUCGGCAGCCAUAAAUCACGUAAAGCAGCACAAACAAAUGUCGAACUUAUCGUCCUCGAAUUACAACCUCUCGGCGGGAACGAGCGGUGGCGGUGGAACCAGCGGCGCUGGCGCUGGCAGCAGCAGCGGUGGCUGUGGAUUGCAACUUGAUUCAAGUUUCGGCGGCGGUGGUGUUGGUGGUGGCGGUUACGGCAUCAGUUCGGAAUUCAAAUCCACUGAUGAUUUAUCGAUUAUCCUGAACAUCUACUCGCAGAGACUUACUAAGGAGCGUAACGAUGUAUUCAUCGCUUCUCGGUCGGAAAUCGAGCUGAGUGAAAUUUACCAAAUACUGAUGGAAAAUCUGUUGCACGUAUCGUCCGCCCUGUCCAACAUGGAGAUCGGACUGAAGGCAGUCAACAACACCAGCUCAUCGUCGUCGACGGUAACCACAAUGACGACUGUUCCGGUUGGCACCGGGUCAACAGCGGUGGGCGGCAUUCCAGCACCUGGCAUUGGAGUUUCACCUCCGUCGCCACAUGCCUCCGGUGGCGCGGUUCCGCUUGGUCCAGUGCUGGCAUCAACCAACCCAUUUAAGGAUACGGUUGAUAUUAUCACUACGCUGUAGGUUGCAUCGAAGACUGCAAAACCCCGGUCGGUCAGGAUAGGUUCUAAUUAAUUACUUUUAAUUUGCUGCGCAUUGCCAACUGUAACGGAAAUCAUUGAUUUAUGUUUGCCCGGCUGUUCGAAAGCCGAGAGCGCUGUAAUUUUACACAAGUGUCAGGUAAACAGUUUCCGGAUCAACGGAGCUGGAUAAAUAAUCCUCUACAGAGUUAAACACGAUAGGUUGAGUAAUGAUUUGAAUGUGAAUGUCAACUACUUAUCUGAUUGCCACCGACUGGGGACUUGACGACUGUUGCUGCGUGCAGAAUGAAUUAAUAUGUUACAGUUUACCUUCGGGUAAAUAAUAAUAUACGUAUGAAGUCGUAAUUUUUUAGAGAUUAAAAGGCAUCAUAAAGUUUUACGAAUAAACACUACAAUAUAAUCAAUUUAUAUAGCACGCGUUCUAGUGUAUCUAUUUUUCCACGUAUUGGA